AUGCGCCCGGCCCUCGCGCGCGGCGUCGCGGCCGCGGCCGUGAUCCUCGCCGUCGUCGUCGCGUUGAUGACGCUGAGCUACGUGCGCGUCGACAGCACGACGCCCUUCGCGCGGCGCUACGGCCUGCGCCAGGCGCCGCUGCGGCGGUCGCGCGGCGGCGCGCUGCGGACGCGGCUCCGCGUCGGCGCGGGGCCGGACGCGUUCGGCGUCGUGAGCCGGCGCUACGAGCGGUCGACGCCCGGGCCGACGCUCGUCGUGGCGCCGGGCGACGCCGUCACCGUCGAGCUCGUCAACGGCCUCGGCGCCGAGGACGGCGCGGCGCGCGCGCGCGACAGCCUCCGGCGCCCGAACACGACGUCGCUCCACAUGCACGGCUGGCACGCGUCGCCCCGCGUGUCGCCGCGCGAGGACGACGUCUUCUCGCUCGUGGCGCCGGGCGAGUCGAAGCGCUACGACUACCACCUGCCCGCGGACCACGCGCCGGGCACCUACUGGUACCACCCGCACGCGCAGGGGAGCUCGGGCCUCCAGGCCUACGGCAUGCUCGGCGCCGUCGUCGUCGCGGACGCGGACCCGGGCCGGUUCCCCGAGGACGUCGUCAUGCUCCUGGCGUCGACGAACCUCGUCGCCGGCAAGGCGCGGAACUACGCCUGGGCGUCGGUCGCGUCCGGGAGCCGGCUGCCCGUCGUCGCCGGCGGCGCCGUCGGCGCCGACGCGACGAAAGCCGCGGCGGCGCUCAAGGACGAGCUGCGGGCGCCCCUCGACGCGAGCUUCUUCACGGUCAACGGCGAGCUCCGGCCCACGUUCCGCCCGCCCGCGGGCGCGUGGCUCCGCUGGCGCGUGGUCAACGGCGGGUCGAACGACAUCCUGUCGCUGGAGCUGUCGGACGCGACGGCCUGCGAGGCGUCCGUCGUCGCGCGCGACGGCGUCGCGCUGCCGGAGCCGCGGCCCGCCUUCGCGGCGCCCCUCGUGCUCGCCAGAGCAGGAAAAGCGAGCGAAAUUCCCAACUGCGACGCGCUCCGAUCUCGGCCGGUUUCCACUCGUUUCGGCUGA
This is a messenger RNA of Aureococcus anophagefferens, 1053 nucleotides long. RefSeq lists its product as hypothetical. Lineage: Eukaryota; Pelagophyceae; Pelagomonadales; Pelagomonadaceae. The record is from RefSeq and is a predicted model, not a curated record. Gene Ontology annotation, molecular function: copper ion binding; oxidoreductase activity. The coding region runs from base 1 to 1053 and encodes 350 amino acids. The transcript is spliced from 2 exons.